Messenger RNA from Gavia stellata (red-throated loon), 673 nucleotides. It is a transcript of the gene NDUFA5, whose product is annotated as NADH:ubiquinone oxidoreductase subunit A5. The record is from RefSeq and is a predicted model, not a curated record. The transcript has 5 exons. Lineage: Eukaryota; Metazoa; Chordata; Aves; Gaviiformes; Gaviidae. The coding region runs from base 13 to 426 and encodes 137 amino acids. Gene Ontology annotation, biological process: respiratory electron transport chain.
CCACGCAAGCGCAUGCGCGCGUAUGCUCAUGUCCGGCGCUGGGUGGUGGCGCGGGGCGUUUCGCGCAGCGCAGUCAUGGCGGGGGCACUGAGGAAGACCACUGGACUUGUAGGAUUGGCUGUAGCUGAAAACCCUCAUGAGCGCCUGCGAAUACUGUACACAAAAAUCCUUGGUGUCCUGCAAAACAUUCCCAAAGAUGCAGCAUAUAGGAAAUACACUGAGCAGAUUGUAAAUCAGCGAUUUAAUUUGGUGCAAACGGAGACUGAUGUGCAAAAACUGCAGGACAAACUGAAUAGUGGUCACAUAGAAGAAGUCAUUGUACAGGCUGAAAAUGAGCUUUCCCUGGCAAGAAAAAUGAUGCAGUGGAAACCAUGGGAGCCUCUAGUUGAAGAACCUCCUUCUGACCAGUGGAGAUGGCCAGUGUAAUUUUCAAGAUGGUGUAACCUCUUAAAAGUAAAAAAAAAGUUAAUUAUUAAUCUAUUGUUACUGACAGUUGUCUUUAAAUUAAAGAUAAUAACUUCAUAAAAACAUGUUUUGUCCUAAUGGCCACUUACAUUUAGCAGUCUAAAGACUGCUUCCAAUUUCUUGCAAAAAUGGUUUUAAGAAAAUUCUUUUCAGCUGUUGGUUUCAGCCUUUGGUUUUUUUCCUUCUGUAAUUUAUUAUUAACAGGGGA